Equus quagga is the source of this 7412-nucleotide messenger RNA. It is a transcript of the gene WDR7, whose product is annotated as WD repeat domain 7. NCBI's taxonomy places the organism in Eukaryota, Metazoa, Chordata, Mammalia, Perissodactyla, Equidae. Gene Ontology annotation, molecular function: protein binding. The transcript has 29 exons. The record is from RefSeq and is a predicted model, not a curated record. Gene Ontology annotation, cellular component: cytoplasm. The coding region runs from base 315 to 4787 and encodes 1490 amino acids.
UUUACUGCAGCGACGGCGGUGGUGGCGGCGGCGGCAACGGCAUCCUGCAGCCUUGGUGGGGACACGGCGACGGGGCUGGGGUUGCGGUUCCCAAGGUUUUCUCACCGGAUUUGCCCACCCCCCCGUCCUCCUUAGAUACGUCCUCUCCUUGUUCUCCUAUGCCGGGGCGCCCACGGGUGGUCCGACAGAGAACAUCCCAGCACGAGAUGAAGCUGUGACAGAUGGGGAAGCUGAGGCCCAGAGGGGUAAUUUUUUCAAGAUCACAUAGAAGAGCCCGGAUUUGAAUACAGUUCUUCUGAUUGUUUGAAAAAACAAUGGCAGGAAACAGCCUUGUUCUACCCAUCGUUCUUUGGGGUCGCAAAGCCCCAACACACUGCAUCUCAGCAGUUCUUUUAACAGAUGAUGGGGCCACAAUUGUAACUGGAUGCCACGAUGGACAAAUAUGUCUCUGGGAUCUUUCAGUAGAAUUGGAAGUUAAUCCUCGAGCACUGUUGUUUGGUCAUACAGCUUCGAUCACUUGUUUGUCUAAAGCUUGUGCUUCUAGUGACAAGCAGUAUAUUGUGAGUGCAUCUGAAAGUGGAGAAAUGUGCCUCUGGGAUGUGAAUGAUGGCAGAUGUAUUGAAUUUACAAAGUUGGCCUGCACUCAUACUGGCAUACAGUUCUACCAGUUCUCUGUUGGAAACCAGAGAGAAGGAAGGCUUUUAUGCUAUGGCCAUUAUCCUGAAAUCCUUGUUGUGGAUGCCACCAGCCUUGAGGUGUUAUACUCCUUAGUCUCAAAGAUAUCUCCAGACUGGAUUAGCUCCAUGAGCAUUAUUCGAUCCCACCGAACACAAGAGGACACUGUGGUGGCACUUUCAGUGACAGGCAUCUUGAAGGUGUGGAUUGUUACCUCUGAAGUAAGUGGCAUGCAGGAUACUGAGCCAAUAUUUGAGGAGGAAUCCAAACCAAUUUAUUGUCAGAAUUGCCAAAGCAUCUCUUUUUGUGCAUUCACACAAAGGUCACUUUUGGUUGUGUGCUCCAAAUAUUGGAGGGUAUUUGAUGCUGGAGACUAUUCCCUGUUGUGUUCAGGUCCGAGUGAAAAUGGACAGGCAUGGACUGGAGGUGACUUUGUAUCCGCAGAUAAAGUAAUCAUUUGGACUGAAAAUGGGCAAAGUUAUAUUUAUAAACUACCUGCCAGUUGCCUUCCAGCUAGUGAUUCAUUCCGCAGCGAUGUGGGGAAAGCAGUUGAAAAUUUAAUUCCUCCUGUACAACAUAGUCUUUUGAAUCGAACAGAUAAAGAGUUGCUAAUUUGUCCUCCUGUCACUCGGUUCUUCUAUGGAGGGAGGGAAUACUUCCAUAAACUGUUAAUUCAGGGUGAUUCAUCUGGGAGAUUGAAUAUUUGGAACAUAUCGGACACACCUAAUAAGCAGGAAGGUGAAGAAGGGCUGGAAAUGACUACUUCUAUUAGUUUGCAAGAGGCAUUUGAUAAACUGAAUCCCUGUCCUGCUGGAAUUAUAGAUCAACUGAGUGUGAUUCCCAAUAGUAAAGAACCUCUUAAAGUAACUGCAAGUGUGUACAUACCAGCACAUGGACGGCUUGUUUGUGGCCGUGAAGAUGGAAGCAUCAUUAUUGUACCUGCCACACAGACAGCCAUAGUACAGCUGCUACAAGGGGAACACAUGCUCCGAAGAGGUUGGCCACCUCACAGAACACUUCGUGGUCAUCGGAACAAGGUCACAUGUUUGCUAUAUCCUCAUCAGGUCUCAGCUCGUUAUGAUCAAAGAUAUCUGAUAUCUGGAGGUGUGGAUUUUUCAGUCAUAAUUUGGGACAUAUUUUCCGGAGAAAUGAAACAUAUCUUCUGUGUGCAUGGUGGUGAGAUUACUCAACUUCUAGUUCCACCUGAAAACUGUAGUGCGAGAGUGCAGCACUGCAUCUGCUCUGUAGCCAGUGACCACUCAGUAGGACUCCUAAGUUUGCGUGAGAAAAAAUGCAUUAUGCUAGCAUCUCGUCAUCUUUUCCCUAUUCAAGUAAUCAAGUGGAGGCCUUCUGAUGAUUACCUAGUGGUGGGGUGUUCAGAUGGCUCUGUGUACGUUUGGCAAAUGGAUACUGGUGCGUUGGAUCGUUGUGUGAUGGGGAUAACAGCAGUAGAGAUUCUGAACGCUUGUGACGAAGCCGUUCCCGCUGCAGUUGAUUCACUUAGUCAUCCAGCAGUCAACCUAAAACAAGCUAUGACAAGACGUAGUCUUGCUGCCCUUAAAAAUAUGGCCCAUCAUAAGCUGCAAACCCUUGCAACUAACCUUUUGGCUUCUGAGGCGUCUGACAAAGGAAAUUUACCUAAAUAUUCUCAUAACUCCCUGAUGGUUCAAGCAAUAAAGACAAACCUAACAGACCCGGACAUACAUGUGCUUUUCUUUGAUGUGGAAGCGUUGAUUAUUCAACUCCUGACUGAAGAAGCCUCUAGGCCGAAUACUGCGCUUAUUUCCCCAGAGAAUUUGCAAAAAGCAUCUGGCAGUUCCGACAAAGGAGGCUCUUUUCUAACUGGAAAGCGAGCAGCAGUUCUCUUCCAACAAGUGAAAGAAACUAUCAAAGAGAACAUAAAGGAACAUCUCCUUGAUGAUGAAGAGGAGGAUGAGGAGAUAAUGAGGCAAAGAAGGGAAGAAAGUGAUCCUGAAUAUCGGGCCAGCAAAUCUAAGCCAUUGACCCUAUUAGAAUAUAAUUUAACUAUGGACACUGCAAAAUUAUUCAUGUCCUGCCUUCAUGCCUGGGGUUUGAAUGAAGUUCUGGAUGAAGUUUGUCUUGAUCGCCUUGGAAUGCUCAAACCCCAUUGCACAGUAUCAUUUGGUCUCUUAUCCAGAGGAGGUCAUAUGUCACUGAUGCUUCCUGGUUAUAAUCAGGCUGCUUGUAAACUGUCACACGGGAAAGCAGAAGUAGGAAGGAAGCUGCCAGCAACUGAGGGAGUAGGAAAAGGAACUUAUGGAGUGUCCCGAGCCGUCACCACACAACAUCUUCUGUCCGUCAUAUCUUUGGCAAAUACCUUAAUGAGUAUGACCAAUGCAACUUUUAUUGGUGAUCAUAUGAAGAAGGGCCCUACCAGGCCACCUAGACCAAGCACCCCAGACCUUUCUAAGGCAAGGGGUUCCCCUCCAACUUCCAGUAAUGUUGUGCAAGGACAGAUUAAACAAGUUCCUGCACCUGUCGUUUCCGCUCGGUCUGAUGCUGAUCACUCUGGCUCGGACCCUGCUUCUACUCCUGCUUUACAUACCUGUUUCUUAGUAAAUGAAGGAUGGAGUCAGUUGGCUGCUAUGCAUUGUGUUAUGCUGCCAGACCUGUUGGGAUUGGACAAGUUUAGGCCUCCACUUCUAGAGAUGCUGGCUCGGAGAUGGCAAGAUCGAUGCUUGGAGGUCAGAGAAGCCGCUCAGGCCCUGCUGCUGGCAGAACUGAGGAGAAUUGAGCAGGCGGGACGGAAGGAAGCCAUUGAUGCCUGGGCUCCUUAUUUGCCUCAGUAUAUGGACCAUGUCAUAUCACCUGGAGUGUCAGCAGAAGCCACACAGACUGUCAGCACUGCUCCCGAUGCUUUGGGGCCAGAAGCCAAAGCGCAGGAGGAAGAGCAUGACCUUGUAGAUGAUGACAUCACAACUGGUUGCUUAUCAAGUGUCCCACAAAUGAAAAAAAUUUCCACAUCGUAUGAGGAAAGACGGAAGCAAGCUACUGCUAUUGUUUUACUGGGAGUUAUAGGAGCUGAAUUCGGUGCUGAAAUUGAACCUCCUAAACUGUUGACCAGACCUCGAAGCUCUAGUCAAAUUCCUGAGGGAUUUGGUUUGACUAGUGGUGGAUCCAACUACUCACUGGCUAGACAUACUUGUAAGGCACUGACAUUUCUUCUGCUGCAGCCGCCAAGCCCAAAACUUCCUCCACACAGCACUAUCCGAAGGACAGCCAUUGAUCUAAUCGGACGCGGUUUCACAGUUUGGGAGCCUUACAUGGAUGUGUCUGCUGUCCUGAUGGGGCUUCUCGAACUUUGUGCUGAUGCCGAAAAACAACUUGCCAACAUCACAAUGGGGCUGCCUCUGAGCCCAGCAGCUGACUCCGCCCGCUCUGCAAGGCAUGCGCUCUCACUCAUUGCCACUGCCAGACCACCCGCCUUCAUCACAACUAUAGCCAAAGAGGUACACAGACAUACUGCUCUUGCAGCAAACACCCAGUCGCAGCAGAAUAUGCACACCACAACUCUCGCACGAGCUAAAGGGGAAAUUCUGAGAGUCAUUGAAAUUCUCAUUGAAAAGAUGCCCACAGAUGUUGUAGAUCUUCUUGUGGAGGUUAUGGAUAUCAUUAUGUACUGCCUUGAAGGAUCUUUAGUUAAAAAGAAGGGUCUUCAAGAAUGUUUCCCAGCCAUCUGCAGGUUCUACAUGGUCAGCUAUUAUGAGCGGAAUCACAGAAUAGCAGUUGGAGCUCGCCAUGGUUCAGUGGCCCUGUACGACAUCCGGACUGGAAAAUGUCAGACAAUCCAUGGACACAAGGGACCAAUCACUGCAGUGGCCUUUGCUCCUGAUGGACGAUAUCUUGCCACCUACUCAAACACUGACAGCCACAUUUCUUUCUGGCAGAUGAAUACCUCACUGUUGGGAAGCAUCGGCAUGCUGAACUCGGCACCUCAGCUGCGCUGUAUUAAAACCUACCAGGUGCCCCCCGUGCAGCCGGCUUCCCCCGGCUCGCACAACGCACUCAGACUGGCCCGGCUCAUCUGGACUUCCAACCGCAACGUCAUCCUCAUGGCCCACGACGGGAGGGAGCACCGCUUCAUGGUCUAAUGCUGCUGUCUGCUGCCGUGACUGCUGCUUAGUUCUUUCAAUCCUCUAGGCCGAGAUUCCUCUGUCCUUGCUCUCACUGGAUCAUUCCGCAGUGCCUGCCCGCACCAGUGUCAUCCAGGGGUGCGGCCGGGUCUGUGUCACUUCUGCAUGGUUCUCGGGGACAGAUUCCUGCUCGUGCCACCUAUUGAUUCAGAGGCAAGCACACAUCGCUCUGCAGGAUGUGGCCGUUCUGUCACUAGGUCGUUUUUCCCAGCUGGAGAGGGAGGGGAAGCCAGCGGUCCUGGGAACGCUCCUGUUGCUUGGUGCACUAGGAGCCCGAAAAUCAAUAAACACUGUGAUUGCACUCUCAGCCCAGAUCAGCAUUUUCUUCAAGCUAAACCCCCCCCCUCUGAAGUGCUGCCUGAACCUGGUGGUUUUGAUGUUGAGUUCUGAGGUAAUGUGGCAGUCCUAGUCAUCAAAAUUAUUUUCCUUUGAUUUCCUAAAACAUGCUAUUGUUUACCAAAAAGAUUGUGUGUAUACUUGGGUUUUUUCUUCUGGUAAUUGCUAGCAAAUUACUCAAUCCAAUUUCGUAGGACUUAGCCGCUACCUUCUUUAUUAAUACCUAACCAAUUUGAGAUUAAUAUUUGAGAAAUAUACAAAAAAAAUUUUUCCUCAUGGAGAAUACAGUUUCCCAGACACCUAAUCUUCUAAAAUGCUCAUAUCCUGCUUAAGUGAUAGUGUAUUUAGUAGUUUGAAAUAGAAAUCAUCACUGUUAGGAUCUAGUUAAUAUAAUUAUCCAGCCGCUAUAACUAAUCUCUUAAAUGGACUUUUGUAACAAAGAACCAAGUUUGAAAGUAUAGCAUAUACCUAAAAAGAAAACUCUUGUGUCUGUUGCUACAGAUCUUUUUAAGAAAGAGUUUACCCCUUCCUUCCAGAAACUUUAUAGACCUGCAGUUCCCCUGUGUACGAACUGUGUCAGUUAUCAUGUAAUAAUUAUAAUUCAGCCUUCAAACUACUCCUGAUCAAUUAAAGAAAAACUAAAACUAAGACAGGAUUUCUUUUAAACAAACGUCCUAGAAAAUCAGUAACUACGGCACGAGCAUCCAGGAGUAUCUAUAAACACGUGAAGGCUCCCAGUUAGUCUGACCAAACGUUGCAAUGAGGGUGUUGACCACGCUUCAAAGUAAGCUUUAAGUAGGUUGCUUUCUUCUCCUUAUGUCAAAUUAUGCCAGUUCUUGCUCAUAGUAAUGGAAAAAAUAUCAUCAAACAAUAUUUUGUAUAAAUUGCUCCUAACAAACCUUGAUCUGUGGAUAGUUGGGGAUUUGGUUGGUUAGUUGGUUGGUUGAUUGUUGAUUGGUUGGUUAGUUGGGCAAAUAUUGUUUAUUAAAUGCAAAAAUAGAAAAUUAUUUAUUAAAUUCAGAGAAAAUAUGUAGAAUUUACAGAGGAACCAAAAUAAUAAUGGGAGCAUUUAAUUUAAAAGGCAUAGAUUGUCAGAGUUUAUGUAAUAUACAAAAAAGUAGGAUCACAGUCCAGGAACAAAUACAUCUGUUAUUUUAUUGAAACAGAUUUUUAAAGAAAAUGUUAAGAAAUUAAGACCAAUAGAAUGUCCCUUUCAUAUUGAUAUGAAGUAUGUUCUUUCCGUUGAUGGCACACCUGUACUAUUCCUUGGUUUUAGACUUUGGGUGUUCUUUCAAAAGUGAAUUUAUGCCACAUGCAUGUACAUUGUAUUUAUAAAGAUUAUAUAUGUAGUUUGCAAGGAAGAAACAACUAUACAGUGUAGACUUAUUUGUUUGGUGAACAUGCUGUUGUGUUUGAUGCAGCUAGAGAAACCUGAGGUAAACCAAAGGUGUCGUCGGUUUUUCCAGUGGGCUCCCACGUCUUCUGGAUACCCAGCACAUGUUUACUUUGUGAACUUAAAUGGGGGUUAAUUUAUUCUACAGGCUGUUUUGGAAUGAUGAAGUAAAAGUAGACCUUAGAGAUUUUUUAAAACAAAAUGUUCAGUGCAUCAGGAGGAAGCUGUGAGACCGGGAGGCAGGCCACCACAAAUGCAUGGAUGGCGCUCAGCACACAGACUUAGGACAAAGCUGUGAGGCCUGAAGGAGCAGAAUCCCUGGGCAUGGGGCAUAGGCCAGCCUGUGACACAUUCUGUCUGCAUAGGCAGCCAAAAUUAAUUGGCCAAUAGAAUAUUAUGAUUGUAAACUCUGGGGUGGAUGAUAUUUGAUAAUUAGACAGAUAUCUCUAACUGCUAGACUAAUAUUUGCAUUCUUGUCAACACAAAUCUCUCCUUGGCUAUUUUGGACAACCACCGUCCCAAACUUCAUCACAGCUUAGAUUUCUCAGCACUAAGGUAAACUUUGUAUUGUCAUCCCAGUGUACGCUUUUACUGUUUUAUUGAUUUCAUUGGCAGUGUAUUUGGACCUGUCCUUGUAAAUGUAGAGACGUAUGUGGUUUCAUUGGUAAUUUGCAAGCAAAAGAUGACAUGGCGUGACACCUGUAUGAAAAUGUAAUGAUUGAACUCUGUGUACAGCAAGUGAAUUAAAAUGUCUGCCUCUCAAGACAUUUCUUGAUGACUGCACCAAUAGAUUCUAUACGUGCUGAAUGUCCCUGUGUACAUAUGUGUGUUAAAUAAAACUGAAUUGUACUGAC